Molecule: messenger RNA, 350 nt
Organism: Trichomonas vaginalis G3
Lineage: Eukaryota; Parabasalia; Trichomonadida; Trichomonadidae
Product: organellar and viral DNA polymerase type B
Exons: 1
Source: RefSeq, a predicted model, not a curated record
AUGUAUCGGAAGUUGUCUAAGUUAGAACACUCGGAAAUAAAACAACUUCUUACAGAAGCUAAUAUAGAUGUUGCAAAGCAUUACGCAACAAACAAAAAAGCACUCGCUGACAUCCUCAAUGACUAUAAUGGUGCAAUAAGUUAUGAUAGAAUUCAUGAGUUCAUAAAGCCGCAACGCGGCGAGGACGAAGUCCAUGCAAGAGCAUUUCCUUUAAAUGACGUUGCUAUUGACUUAUAUCAUAGACGUUCAGUACCUCAUGAAGUAAGAAGAGAAAUGUUUGACAUAACAAAUGCAAACGUUGGUGAAACAAGAAGAAGAGACGACACACUGAAACAACAGAGAAGAGAGAU